CAAUUCACUCAUCACAAACAGUAUAGAGUACUCAACAUUCCUCACAUACUCUCUCCUUCCACUCUGUCUCUCUCUUGUUUUAUUCUACCCUUGGAUUCUUAUUCUGAGUGCUAAGGUGCUACGGUACGUGUUAAAUAAAGUCUUUGAAUAGGAUAGGCCAGGGUAUAUCAAGGGUCUCCGAUUUUGUACGAGUUAUUAAAAUUAUCAAACUACAUAAGUUCCAUCCUGCAGUAUAUGCAUCAUCGGUAUAAAUAAGCAAAAAGGCAAUACUUUGGCAUUCGACUUUAGCAUCUGUUGUACAAGUUAAGAAUGAACAAACCGAGAAUAUUUAACUCAAGGAGAACUGUUGUCAGUCUAAAUUUAACUGCAUGUUCGUGCUAGCUAGCUGUAUACCCAAAUAAGUGUGCUUUUCCCAUGUCUCCACUUGACAGCUGCUUCCGUCGAGUGUGGUGGCUCGCUUUUCGGUCCUGUCUGCGAGGCCUUCGCAGCUAAAUCUCCUCCAAAAUUAUGAGCUACUACCGAGCUCCAAAUACUCUAAGAGAUAACACUUCCAUUGAUCUGACUCUUAGCGUAUAACUCAUAAUAUGAAUGAUCUUUUUUUUUGAAAAGGGAAAUUUUAUUGAUUUCAAGCACAAUACAUCAAGGUAAUAUGAAUGAUCUACAUAUCAUUCUCUUAUAAUCUCAAAGUUCGUAUAUGAGACUAUUUCUUGAACAAGAGAUAGCUCUUCAGUUCUAUCACUGUUCAUCAACUAAACAAAUUCUAUGAGCUGGCUAAGAGUCAGCCUUUGGAAGAGGCCUUAUCGAUCCGUGCAUGCGCCAUCAUCAUUUAGCUCGGGCCGCUGCGUUGUCUGCGUGUGGGUGGAGUGCCAGGACGAAGUAUAGUAGCGAGGAAAUGAUGGAUGGGUUAUGGGUAUGGAUGGAGUCGUCUUUCAUCGAGUCAUCGUGAUCAGUCAGAGUAUCAAUAACUGCAGCUACCUGGAAAUACUGUGUGUGGGCACCUUCAAUCCCUUUGGCUCGGGACCAAGCUGUUGUCUGAAGUUGUCCGUAAGUAACAACGUCUGAAAUAAAUAAAAGAGGUAGAAAUUAAUAAAUGGGAGUGCCAGCGGCCGUUAGGCAGAGCAUCUCGAUCAAUGCUUUCACGUUCGCGCAGCAGGACGUACUUACACACUGAACACGGCAAAGUCUUCAGAGUUCAGACUACUAUGUAAAGAGGAUUGUCACUUGAAACUUGCCAUUGGAUUCCCUUGCUCUGUCUACUAUAUAUUCUGGCCACCUCCCAUUUCCAUGCCACCCCACCCCAGUCGCCAUCUUCUUCCCUGAAUCACCCUUCGUUCCUCAACUCAAGCAGCCGAGCGAAGCCACUGCAGCCACCCGAUUCAUGGCCAGCUACGGUGGCUCUCCCCACUGACCACCUAAGGUUCGCACUAAAACUCCCCUGGUGCUUCUCCCUUCUUCAUGAGUUACCGAGGACACCGGCCAACUGCAAUCCUCGCCAUCGGCAUUCAAGCCACCACCAUCCGGUUCAGACCUGAGAAUUUCAUCGUCCGAUCUCGUCACGCCCAGAAAGGUCCACCACCAGAUCUGGUUCGGCAAACCACGACCGGUAUCGGCUCUCCGGCCGUUGCCAACUCGCCAGCCUCAGCUAAAAGCAAAACUUACUAGCUACCAUUCAUGGCGGGGGUCUUGGAUUCUUUGGCAUCCUACGUCCAGAACAUGCUUACGGAGAUGGCAAGGGAUGAGGUCCAUAUGCUGCUCGGGGUUUCCGGAGAGAUUGAAAAAAUGGAUGUCAAGCUCAAGGACCUCAAGAACUUUCUCCUGGAUGCUGACAAGCGGAGCAUCACCGACGAGAGUGUGCAGGCAUGGGUACUAGAGCUUAGAGAGGCCAUGUAUGAUGCCACCAACAUCCUUGACAUCUGUCAGCUCAAGGCCAUGGAGGGUCCAAGCCAUGAUGCAGGGUGCUUCAACCCCCUACUGUUCUGCAUGCGGAAUCCCAUCCAUGCCCACAAGAUUGGUAGCUGCAUCAAGGACCUUAACCAGAGGUUAGAAGUUAUCAAAAACCGUAGCUUGGACUUCAACUUCAUUAACAUCAAUUCAUACGAGAACCGUAGCAGAAGGGUGGCAUCCUCUCGUCUUGGUAGCCGUGAGACAUCUAGUGAGCUUGAUGAGUCAAGUUUGGUCGGUGAGAAUAUUGAGGUGGACACAAGAAAUUUGGUGGAUAUGCUGACAACAGCGGAGCUAUCAAAAUGUGAGAACAACAAAAUUUUGGUUUUCGCUAUCGUGGGAGUUGGCGGUAUUGGUAAAACCACCCUGGCCAAGAAGAUCUUCAAUCAUGACAUCAUCCAGCAAGAAUUUGGAAAGAAAAUAUGGUUGAGCGUGAACCAGGACUUCAGCGAGACUGAGCUGCUGAGAAGAGCUAUUAUUGAAGCUGGGGGUACCCACCAAUCUGCUAGAAAUACGAGGGGUGCCCUUGAGCGAGCUCUUAAGGAAGCCUUGAAUGGGCAAAAGACCAUAUUGGUGUUGGAUGAUGUUUGGAAGCAUCAAGUAUGGGAGGAUGUGCUCCAAACUCCCUUGGUUAGUGCUGCACUAGCUCAUGGUAGCCGCGUCCUCAUCACCACAAGACAUGACAUGGUCGCGAGAGGGAUGAUAGCAACAAAGCCCUACCACUAUAUCAAUAAACUUAAUCCCGAAGAUGCAUGGUUGUUGCUCAAGAAGAAGGUAGUUGGAAACGGAAAUGAUGAAGACCAGAUUGAACUGCUCAAGGAUAUUGGAAUGGAAAUUGUAACAAAAUGUGAUUAUUUACCACUUGCUGUCAAAGUAAUGGGAGGUCUCCUGCGUCAAAAAACAGCAAGGAGACGGGAGUGGGAAAAUAUCCUAAAUGACUCGAUAUGGUCAGCAUCCCAAAUGCCUGAAGAGCUAAACUAUGCAAUAUAUCUUAGCUACGAAGAUAUGAGUCCCAAUUUGAAGCCUUGCUUUCUUCACUACUCCAUCCUUCCCAACAGCACAACAUUCUUGGCAAGUGACAUUGUUGCCAUGUGGAUUAGCGAGGGAUUUGUUCAUGGAGCCUCUCGUGACUUAGAGGAAAUAGGAAAAGAGUACUAUGAUGAGUUGAUAGAGAGGAACCUUAUUGAGCCUGUUACAGGGUAUAUUGAACAAAUACAUUGCAAUAUGCAUGAUGUUGUCCGCUCAUUUGCUCAAUACUUGGCUAGAAAUGAAGCACUAGUAGCACAGAACAAGGAAACCGAUAUUGCUGACAAAAUCAAUUCACAAAAGUUUUUUCGCUUAUCUCUAGAAACAAGAGGUUUAGAAUCAGAUGAGUUAGAGUGGUAUUCAAUACAAGCACAGACAUCAUUGAGAACACUAUUUUCAGUUGGGCCUAUAAAAAUCAAGCCUGGUGAUUCACUCCUUGCUUUUUCAAAUUUAUGGACACUACAUGUAGAAGAUGCAAAUUUUGAUGCAUUAGUUGAAUCUUUGAAUCAACUCAAACACUUGAGGUAUUUAUCCAUAGCAAGAACCAACACAUCUACGCUGCCAGAAAACAUUGGUAAGAUGAAAUUCUUGCAGUGUAUUAACCUUUGUGGUUGUAAGAGUUUGGUGAAUCUUCCAAGUUCCAUUGUAACAUUGCAACAAUUGAGGUUUCUUAACAUUGCUGGGACAGGAAUAAGUAACAUACCUAAGGGUUUUCAUGGACUAACUAAUCUGAGGAAUUUAUAUAUGUUUCCGGUUCACAUGGAUGGCGAUUGGUGUAGCCUUGAAGAACUGGGACCUCUCUCCCAGCUCACUAGGCUUCAUAUAAGUGGCCUGGAUAAUGUGUCUUCCUCCUCAUUUGCAACAAAGGCCAGGAUUGGUGAAAAGGUGCGGCUGAGCUAUCUGUCCUUAGAAUGCACAAGUAGAAUCAGACAUGGUCGGUUGGUAAAAGAUGAAGAAGGCAUUCCUGAGGAGCAGCAGCAACUAAUUGAGGAGGUACUUAAUGAGCUCCACCCUCCACUUGGCUUAGAAAACCUCGAAAUCAUAUGGUACUUGGGUCAACGGCUCCCAAGGUGGAUGAUGUCGACAUCAGUUGUGCCGCUUGGGAGCUUGAGGAUUCUAACGAUGGAAGAUCUGGCAUGCUGCAUGGAGCUUCCAAGUGGCUUGUGUCAGCUCCCUUGCUUGGAAUUCCUACAGAUCAUUCGUGCCCCAGUGAUCAAGCGUGUUGGGCUUGAAUUCCUACAAUCAAACCAUCAUUGCCUCAACCAUUCCCAAGUAGGGGUUUCAUUUCGCAGAUUGAGUACGCUGAAUUUUAAUGGCCUGGUCGAGUGGGAGGAAUGGGAGUGGGAGCUGCAAGUGAAAGCCAUGCCCAUCUUGGAGAAGCUUAUACUCCAAAAGUGCAAGCUGAGGCACAUGCCUCCUGGCCUUGCCUUCCACGCAAGAGCUUUGAAGAAACUAUACAUAAAUGAUGUGAAGCAUCUAAGUUCUUUGGAGAACUUUACUUCUAUUGUUCACCUCGACGUGUUCAGAAAUGCUGACCUUGAGAGGAUUAGUAAUCUUCCGAAACUGCAGAAGCUCAUCAUCAUCAUGUGCCCAAAGAUGAAGGUUUUGGAGGGUCUGCCUGCACUACAGAGACUCAACCUCGAAGAUUAUGACAUGGAAACAGUUCCCAGAUAUCUGCAAGAUUUAAGGACAAGACACUUGCUGCUAAACUGCAGCUUAUCGCUGCUCACUUCCUUAGCAGCAGGGAAAACUAGUCCUGAGUGGGACAAAUUCAGCCAUAUCCAACAAGUCAAGGCAUAUGCAAACGAUGCAGGCAUUUUGAGGAAAUGGUAUGUGUUGUAUACAAGGGAUCCUUUCCACCUGGAGACAAAUAUUAGCCACCCUGUCAUUGCUCGAGCCUGCAACAAGCCAAAGCGGCUUGCUUACACGACCACAUGCACCAUUGUAGACGAGUGGCCGGUAGGACGACGUACAUCUACCGACAAACGUCAGCCCCUAUGCCAACGCUUAAGGUGCAAUGCUUAUCGCCAUUUAGUUCUCUGGUUGCGUCGAGAGUGCCAGCACUGCAAUGAGGUAGACGACCUCGCCCCCUCGUCAGACCAAUGGACCGAAACAGUGAUAUAUUCAGCGUGCACACGACUCGUAGGAGGCAGAUAUAGCAGACAGCAGCGACAUACUAAACCAUCGAGGAUGUAAUGGCAAAGUUCUGGUUCCUCGAGAAAAAAUGUCGAAGUGCCUUUGGGUGCUCUGCAUUUGUGCUAGCGUUAAGUUGAUGCAAUUUCUGUUCUUUUCACGUUAGAUAAUUGAGAUGACCGUAUAAGCUGUGGCAGUUCCAGUCAUGCCUGCCAGGCAGCUCGCCGGCCAGGCAGCACCAUCCGACCCCAGGCCGACGAAAUCGGACGCCUGGGAUUGCUGCCUGGGCCACGCAGAUUUGUCAGGGUCUGAACCAAACAAGCCCCAGUCCAGACUUGCACCUGGACUUGCAAGCAACUUUUGCAGCUGCCCGUACAGAACAAGACUUGCUCUGUUUUCAGUUAAUCUAUGUGUUUACUCUGCUUUCCAUCCUUCUCUCGAGUUGAUUACUGCUCUUACGCCUGUGCAGACUAGCAACAAAUUUUUGUGUGGAACAUAAGGUUUAUGUCAUGAUUAUUGUAAUGCAUCUGCAGCGCUUUCCCUGACAGAAAUUGCAGAUCUUUCGAAUCUUUUGUAUAUACACUGAGUAAUGAAUGGUUCGGAUUUUCCUA
Molecule: messenger RNA, 5711 nt
Organism: Panicum virgatum (switchgrass)
Lineage: Eukaryota; Viridiplantae; Streptophyta; Magnoliopsida; Poales; Poaceae
Product: putative disease resistance protein RGA4
Exons: 5
Coding region: 1672-5163 (1163 amino acids)
Biological process (GO): defense response to other organism
Molecular function (GO): ADP binding
Source: RefSeq, a predicted model, not a curated record